AUGAUUGACCAUUCCCGUGACAAUGAGCCUAUCGUCUAUGACAACGACCACCUUGGAGGGUCUGACCACGAAGACGUUGAAAAGCCGCUACCACACCACGGCCGGCUGAGACGCGCUGGACUGCCCCGGCCGGGCUUCUCUCUUACCGACAACUGGAGCUCUAUAGAAGAGCUUAACGUCGAUGAGCAAAAAGAGGACAGCACCGACAACGUCGCUAUCGACGAUGGCGACGACCUAGUCUGGACCCAGUAUCUUGCGGAAACGACCGGCGUAAUCAUCCCGAUGGGCCAAGGCAUCGACCACGAUAUGCAGAUCCGUGUUUUCGCUCGUGGAGAUGAUUGA
This is a messenger RNA of Anthostomella pinea, 342 nucleotides long. The record is from the annotation of a GenBank genome assembly. NCBI's taxonomy places the organism in Eukaryota, Fungi, Ascomycota, Sordariomycetes, Xylariales, Xylariaceae.